GGAAAUUGUCAAGAGGAGACAACCAACAGCAGCCCACUCUCGACUCCGCGGUACACCCACUUGUCGCGCCUGGCUCCGUUGAACACUUCGUGCCAGAUCGAGGCAAAUGCACCUCUCCUCUUCACCACAGAAACCUUUCGUUUGCCCAACGUCUGCUCCGCCAUCAAUCGGCGCCCCAUCGGCGACCAAACAGGCGACUCCGGCUCGAUCCAAUUGACCCUGCCCGACGAACCCACUUCGGUCGGUCACGACGCCGGCGGUGGCACCAACAAAAUGGACAUUGGAGCACUGGAUGCUGUCUCCAUGGCACCUCUGCCGUCGAGCCAGUCGAGCGAGCAGAAGCACUUCUACAUUCUGAACACAGGCUUCACUGGUACCGCGGUCAAAUUGCAACCGUUGAUGCAAUCUUCACUACCGCUACCGUUGUCGUUGCCGUUGCCGUUGCCGUUGACGCCACAGCAACAACUGAGCAAGACGGUGCAGCCAAACCAAUACGAGUUAGCCGAGCCGGUACAUUCAACUUCGCUGUACCAGAGCUCGUCAGGCUCGGCGGUAGCAACACUCGGCACAUCGGCAAACACACAAACAGCGGCCGUUGAAAUGACACGCGAGCCGGUGAAACUGGCCAUUCUCCGAUUGCCCGGACAACGGUCACUCACGAGCCAGACUCUCGCGACCGGCACACUGGCUACCCCUUGCAUGCUGGUUCCCAAGGUGACCCAGUCGAAUGGCAUUCUUGGUACAGCAGGCGAGAGGGGCGCCGAAAGUCACAGUGACACCGGUGGCGUUAGAGAAGACUCGGAGAGGACCAGAAGAACUGAGGUGCAAGUCUCAUCAAUUCCAGUAACGACUUACAGUUGCAAAAACAUAUUGGGCACGGUUAUGGACAUGCCCGAGGAUAGCGCAGUGAGUUCAGUAAAAAAUAAAAUCCAGUAUUCUCAUUUAUUGAAUACGAUAAUCUGUGCAUGUAAUUGA
Protopolystoma xenopodis is the source of this 975-nucleotide messenger RNA. The record is from the annotation of a GenBank genome assembly. Lineage: Eukaryota; Metazoa; Platyhelminthes; Monogenea; Polystomatidea; Polystomatidae.